Messenger RNA from Ogataea polymorpha, 5524 nucleotides. RefSeq lists its product as uncharacterized. Bases 17 to 1801 code for a protein of 594 amino acids. Gene Ontology annotation, cellular component: SCF ubiquitin ligase complex. Gene Ontology annotation, biological process: SCF-dependent proteasomal ubiquitin-dependent protein catabolic process. Lineage: Eukaryota; Fungi; Ascomycota; Pichiomycetes; Pichiales; Pichiaceae. The transcript has a single exon. Gene Ontology annotation, molecular function: protein binding. The record is from RefSeq and is a predicted model, not a curated record.
GGCAAACUCAUACACCAUGGAAAGCAAUGUCGCUGACCAGUACGAGAUCCAGCCACCUGGAUCUCCGCUGCCAUUAGAACUGCUCAUGGUGGUGUUUCGAUUUUUGGACCCCGGAUCGCUGAAGAACAUGGCCCUUGUUUGCAAAACCUGGUAUCGUCUAUCAAAGGACAAUUCUAUGUGGAUGCAGAUAUUUAAGGAGAGAUUUAGCAAUAUCGGAUCUGUCUUUCCGCGCGUAUCGCGCACAAGACUGUGGCGGACAGAGCUGAUCGAACGAGAGACGCUCAUAAAAAACUGGAAGAAAGGAAAAGGUGUUCAUAACACAUAUAAUCUGGAAAGCCUUUUUUACACUACCGACCUGCAAUGCGACUUCAAAAACAACAAGCUCAUCUCAUUGAACAAGAACACAGGAAAUUUGGUGACGUGCAGCCUGAACAAUGGUGCCAACACCGAUCUGCAACCGUCUACAAUCCCCAGCGGCACUACUGCCUACGCCAUGAGCAAACACAGUAUCGUGUUUGGAAGGUGGGACAGCAAAGUCUUUGGCUCACUUAUUAACCACAAGAAUAUUCUCUUAUCUGGAAUCAAGGAGUUCAAAGGAAGCGGCCAUCAAGGGAUGGUUACGUGUGUAAAUGUCAACCAAAUAGAGUUAGGAAAAGAGGGCAAAAUAGGAGCAAUCACAGGGGACGAAAAUGGAACUAUUGUGGGCUGGGACCUAAAGAAAGGUACCCAAGUCGCACAGUGCAAGAUCUGUGAGGCUACAAUCGCUAAAGUGGACUCGGAUUACAAAGAUGUGAUUGUGGUUUUGGAUACGCAAGGAGCGCUUUAUGUGGUGAAAAAUAUGUUUAAUGUUUCUGACUGCACGCACGAGGUCCACGAACUACAGGUAUCACUGGAGAUCAAUCCGCAGAAUGUGAUGUUCAUGAAGAUGUACGUUGAUUACGGAGACAGCAACAUCGUCCUGAUCGAUGAAAAUACAGUGGAAAUAAUAUCUUACAGAGACAAUCUUGUGAGGAGAUUAAUCACUGACGAGCCUAUUUACAAAUCCAGCUUGGAGCAAAACAGCACCGCAUUUACCAAAAGGGAUGUCGAGGUUGUGGGAACAGACCCGUUGUUUUUGGCAAUUUUGUUGAAAUCAGGACGAGUGCUUGUGAUCAAUGUUCGUGCUUAUGAGUAUCAAAUUCGGCCUGUCCUGGAUAUCUUUCCACGGCUUGCCUACGAGGACGAUGAUUAUCAACGGGUGGUGGCAAUAAACCAGAACGUGGAUCUCCCAGCUCUCUCAGAGAUUGCAAUAAACUCUUUGGUGGUUGCAGUAGGAUCCUACAAUGGAAAAAUCGAAUUUUACGAUAUCACUACAGGCGAGUUUUUCAGAAAAAUAGCCAUCAAGUCCAGCUCGAAAAUGCUUCAACAAGUGGGCAGCCAGCUUCUGCCAAUAUCCAACAUUGUAAUGGACCAGUCGCUUUCUGCUGGAGUGGUUGCCUAUGGUUCCAUGGUGCAGUUUUUUAAGUUUGGAGACUUUUACAAAGAACUAGAAACAAAACGCAAAAAGAAGAACUUCAAAGAACGCAAGUACAGCAAUAAUCAUAUCAAAGAAGCUAUCAAGGAUUACGAAUACGAACUUCAUGAAGAGGCGCAGACCGCGUCGAGACUCCAGAAGUACAACGGAGACCAUCUCGAAGACUCUGACGAAGAGCUUCAAAUGGCAUUGGCUUUGAGCAUGUCAAUCAAUGAAACUUCUAUUGGCUCACAAGAGCAGGACGCUGAUCUCUUGGUGGCAAUAGAAUUGUCCAAACAAAUUAUCUGACACGACAAUAUAUAUAGAUAUAAUUUACCAAUCAUCGUCAUCAUCGUCUUCCUCGUCGUCGCUGUCGCGAUGGGCUUUUUGUCGAAUGGCAGCGGCCAAGCCCCCUGCCAAACUUUGUUCUUCUUGUUGUUUCUGCUUCAAGGCAGCAGCCAGACUACCUGCCAAACCAUCAGAGGAUGUGGCCGGUGUUGUUGAGUUUGUGCCAUUGGCUGAUGCCGGUAUGGUGCCGUUUCUAGCAGAACCAUUAGCCGUAGAGUUGGAAGUCGCAAUGGAAGGAGCAGGCGGAGCAGCAGGCACAGAAGAUCCACCUUUCAAAAGAUGUGCUGGUGGAUCGCAAGGAACGAUGUAAGCCGUAGGAACCCAUCCCUCUCUGGUUUCAUCCAAUGACUUGGCCAAUGACCAUCCGGCACCUUGAUCCUGUAAGAUAUACAUCACUGUGUCUUUGGUAACCGGGAAUUCGGAAGGAGAGCCCGAGCCCGGGAAAUCGUAAGCGGCCUUGAACGUAGGCCACUUCGGCUUGGCAGCCGCAGCCGGAGGAGGAGGUGGUGGUGGUGGAGGAACAGGGUUUGUCUUACUCGAUUGAGCAUGCUGAACUGGUUGUACGGCUGAUUGUGGAACUCCUGCGGUCUCCACAUGUGUUUGGCGACUCUGCGGAGGUGCAGGCUUUGGCUUAUUGACGGCUGGGGCUGGUUUUCUGUUCACCGGUUUCCUAUUGAUCUGCGGUUUUGCUGCCGAAGGCUGGGCUGGGUGGUAGGCAGCCACAGCGGCAGCAGUUGCCUGGUUCGAUGCAUGGGCGAUAGGGGCCGUGCUGCCAACGGUACGCUUGUAGUUUGCAAUAGCGUUGCCGUUGCUCAAAAUAGGCCGUCCCUUUGGUUUCUGCCUAGACGUGCUGGAAGCUGGCAACCCAGCCGCAACCUUGACGGUACCUGACUUGUAUGAGUCUCCAUGUUUAGGGCUCGUGUUGUCGGCUUGGAAUUUCACCACAUGAGGCUUUCCUGGUUUCUUGUUGUAAGUUAUGGUUGGACCAAUGUCAAUACCUAGGUUUUUGUUCAGCUUUUUCAGAUGAGUCACCAACUCGGUCUUGAAUAUAGUAUUGAUGAAAAGAUCUGGCUGGGUGGUAGAGUUCAGGUUGAGGGCGACCCAAUCAUCUUGAUAUUGAGAAAGAGAAACCUUGUGAAUUGCUGAAACCGGGAUCUUUGUUUCAACAACAUAGGAGACUUUUCUGUUAACUAGCUCCUCCGCAAUCACGUAGAAUUGUGAACUGGUGAGGAUAAAAAUCCUAUUCAAUCGUUGAGAUGAUCUUCCAAAUUUCGAAUGUAGUAUUUGUCCCCUGGACGAGAAGAUAACAUAGUCAGAAAGUCCAAGAGAUUGCAUCAGGAACUUUCCAAACCCACCGGUCUUAUCGUUACAUCCAAGAUAAUCUCCCAUAUAGGCUCUAGAGCCAAGAAUACUGAGCGUUCUUCUUUGCUUUUUGUUGACAACCAGUGAGGUACCGUAGUCUCUGAGUUGUUCGUACUUGUUACCUCCCACUCUUUCUCUCCACAUCUUUUGGACAAACUUUGCAGCAUUCUCUCUUCUCUUGAGCCAUCUUCUGCAAGCUCUCUGUAUGACUUUGGCUUUGUUUGCCCAGUAGUUUUCUCUCAUUUCUUCCAAAGAAAAUAACGUUUCAGGUUUCUUAAUAAACACCUUCGUGACACCAAGUUGCCAUUCUGUAUUUGGAAUGCCCGUGUCUUGCAAGAUCAGCGUGGUUGCAGUUUUGGCAUCGCCGUCCCAAAUGUAUUCACCAGCGUAUGAUGUUCUGGUAGAAAGAAGAUAGAAUCUUUCCACAAAUUUGUCAAAUGUCUGUCUAUAAGCAAAUCCUGCUCUUCUGAUUCUAACAUUCUCUUGCAGACCCAGGUACUUGACUUGAUGCAACACCGCUUUAGUGUCAUAUUCUGUAGGAGACCUGUUUUGGUUAGGUUUUAUUGUUCUAAUGUAAGAGGGCUGGGCUUGAGAAAGAGUGUCGACCAAAAGGUUGGCACUAGUUUUGAUCUUAUCACCGGCAGUUGGUGGCCUCUUCUUGGAUGACGUGUCGAUUUUCUCCGGGAAUAUGGUCUGAAUAAAUGUAUUUUGAGAUGUUCCAAUCAUCUCAAGCAAGUCCUUCAGUAAUUGAUCCUUAUUUUUGUCUGUCAUGGUACCUAUAUCGUAGGUCACAUCACCAGCAUAAUGCUUGAUAAUAAAUUUGGAGGAUCUCAAUUCGAAGUGGGGGUUGCUGCUGACCAUAUUCAGUCUCUGUGCAAACGAUUGGUCAGCGGCGGAAGAAUCAGCGUGAGCAGUUGCACAGGCAUCAUUGAGCGCGGCAAAAAUUCCUGGCGGACGCUUGGAUUCAAUUAGAUCGCAAACAAUUUUGUUGUUGAAGUAGUUGAUCGGCGUCCAUUGAAUUUGCUCUCUAACAUACUCGUCCUGCUCGGAUUUCAAAGUCAACUGAAUAAAAAUUUGUUGCAGCUUCUCGUUCACGUAAUUGAUGCAGAGCUGUUCAAACGAGUUGUGCUCGAAAAUCUCAAAACCGUAGAUAUCCAAAAUACCAAUGGAUCUGUGAGCCUCGAGGUUCAAGCUUUGGAAAGACUUGUUGACUCUCUCAACAAUCCAGUCAAACAUGUUGUUGUACAGUCCUUUGGCUAAAGCGUCUCGGCUUGCUGUUGCUUGAACAGGGUUUAGAGGCACGUGGUAGACAGAUCCCCGUCUCAUCCCAUGGGACGUCUCCAUUGUUCUUUCGACAAUGGAUUUCACCAGGACCUCUGGAUUGACUUGGAGGAGAUAUGCAACGAAGUCGGUAACUCCAGUGUCUCUGACCUGAGCGUUACCUUCUGCGUCCUCAACGAAUGUAAUGUUACCAAUCCAUAGAAUAGCAGCCAACACUCUAAAGACCUGGUCCUGUUCCUCCUGGGUGAGACCAAUGGUAGUCAUCGAAGCAAGGGUAUCCUUGAAAUCCUUCAAAUCGUCGAUCGAGUCCACCGAGGUGCAGCCAGAAGCACUGGUAUAAACGUAUUGUUCAGGGCUUUGAACACCAAAUGUCUGCCUAUAUUGAUCACUGGCUCCUUUGGUGUACUGGUAAAAGAUGUGGAAGUUUCUCUCGUUUCUAAUCUGCCCCACCACUCGUUGUUUCUCCAGGAGAUAGUUUGUGAUGUUGGCACUAACGGGUUCGAAUGACUUGUUGAACUGAAUCUCGAGGUACUUACCGUGUCUCGACGAAUUGUUGUUUCUGAGAGUCUUUGCGCAUCCGAAGGAUUCCAGCAGCGGAUUGGUAGCCAAAACCAUGUCUUUUAUGCGCUGAAUAUGGGAAGAGGAGGUAUACGAGCCUGAAACAGCAGCUAUAUACUGCAUGAUUCUCUUGGCCGCUUCAGUCUUCCCUGCUCCAGAUUCACCGGAUAUAAUCACACACUGGUUCUCAUUGUAUGCUCUCAUGUUAUAAUACAUGCUCUCUGCAAUUGCAAAGACAUGCGGAGGCACCUCGAGUCUGUUCUUGUUUUUGUAGGAGUUCAGCACCUCGUCCGUGUAGAUGCCCAAAUCCCGGAAAGGAUUGACGGAAAUCAAGACAUGCCCGAUGUAUGUGUAAAUGGUACCGUGAUGGAAUCUUUUUUCCAGGUUGUCAUUGAUUGUCUGAUCGCUAAUGGUGGACAGUAACGUCAAAUCGCUGACCCCAACUUCUUUUGUUUUAUUUGACUCAAACUGGGCCUUUUUCAC